Boeremia exigua is the source of this 2573-nucleotide messenger RNA. RefSeq names its product rab-GTPase-TBC domain-containing protein. Lineage: Eukaryota; Fungi; Ascomycota; Dothideomycetes; Pleosporales; Didymellaceae. Gene Ontology annotation, biological process: activation of GTPase activity. The record is from RefSeq and is a predicted model, not a curated record. The transcript is spliced from 5 exons. The coding region runs from base 338 to 2554 and encodes 738 amino acids. Gene Ontology annotation, molecular function: GTPase activator activity.
UCUGUUUUCGGCGAACCGUCCUAAAAGCAGAUGGAGAGCGUGCACACGUUAAUUAGAGUACCACAACAGAGACCGCGCCUGGCCAUUUCAUAAAAUGCCCGCCAGCAUGCAAGCUAUGUCUAUCGUCAAUAGCAACAUUAUCCACAACACAACUAUGAUAACGGCUGUGAGGACCAGACAGGACGAGACAUGGAUCCUGUCGGUUGCCAUUGCACGUGAUGCGUGAUUGUUGUCUGCCCCACACGGCGAGAUCGCGGCAGCAUGACGAAAGCGCAAGCUACCAUCAGGGUACUUACUGCCCCUCAACACACAACCCCUCCUAUUAAGAGCCGUUGCCAUGAGACCUGUUGCCGAGGCUGAGAAGCACUGGCGUCGGCUAGACGACUUCCACUCUCUGACCGAUCUCAAGAUCCAUGUCUCUUCGCACCAAGAACCGCAGAUAACCACGGGCCUUCGCUCGGUUUGCUGGAAGAUCUUCCUCCUCUUCAAGACACUCGAUCGUUCGUCAUGGCCAAACCACCUUGCCGAAUCACGCAGGAAUUACGAUUCGUUGCGCACACACUACCUGCGCGCGAUUGAACAUCCCGAUGAGCUCGAAUCAUCGGUCGAUCCUUUGAGCGACAACGACGAGUCCCCAUGGUCAGCCCUCAGAGCAGACGAAGCCCUGCGUGCCGAGAUCUUCCAAGAUAUCGAAAGAUGCAUGCCAGACAAUGUCUACUUUCGCCAACCGGCCACGCAAAACAUGAUGCUGGAUAUACUAUUUGUGUGGUGUAAAAUGCACCCAAGCAUUGGCUACAGACAAGGCAUGCACGAGGUGCUAGCACCAUUACUCUGGGUGGUUGAAAGAGACGCCGUGGAUGUGAGCGCCGAGACCUCUGUCGAUUCCAAUCUUGCAGACAUGCUCGACUCUGUCUAUAUGGAACAUGACACACAUACCCUGUUCUCCCUCAUCAUGCAGACCGCAAAGACAUUCUUUGCGCCUGCUGAUCCUAAAUCUGCUUCGAAAGAGACCCCAAUGCUUGCUCGAAGCUCAAGGAUCUUCGACACAUACCUGCCCAGAGCCGAUCCUGAGCUCCACGCUCAUCUGACGAAGCUGGACAUUGUUCCACAGAUCUUCCUAUUAAGAUGGAUCCGUCUUCUUUUCGGCCGCGAAUUUGAUCUCGAUUCGGUCUUCGAUAUGUGGGAUGCCUUGUUUGCUAUCGAUUCGACACUAGAAUUGGUUGACAUGAUCUCGAUAGCGAUGCUGCUACGGAUACGCUGGGAGCUAGUCGCGGCAGAAACCAACGAGGCUUUCGCGUUACUGCUGCGAUACCCCGAGCCGAGUGCGCCUGCUUACACAUUCAUCAAGGACGCAUUAUAUCUGCGUGACCACCUCACUCCGCAAGGUGGCGCUGAGAUCAUAACACGUCAUGGCAAGCAAGCACCAUCCGUUGAACCUGAAUCACCUGCAAGUAUACGUGCACCAUCACCAACCCUAUCCUUCGCUUCGAGUCGCACAAGACAGAGAGUGGGCUCUCCAAAGAGUUUCUUAGGUCCGCAAGGCGCCGGGUUGGAGGCAGUAUUGCAAGGCGCUGCAAAGAAUGUCCUCGAAAGGGGGUCGCAAUGGGGAGUUGGGAAAGCACUUCGAGAUGCUGUUGGUGAGGUACGAAAGAACGUAGAGGCUUACCAGAACGGUGCAGUGUCGGGACAAACCACACCAAGAUCUGGAGGAAGAGAAUUUCGGGCACCUGAAGUGGCUGCAGCAAGUCAACGGCCUGGUCUCGGGCGAACAACUUCCGCCAAUCCUUCGAAGAGGUCUGUUGAGCUCGAGAAAAGAAACAAGGAACUGGGUAAGAUGCUGGAAGGUGCUGUAGCUGAAUUGUGGGAGCAUCACAGAGAGCAAACAGAAAGCCAGCGGUCAAAGGAUGAGGAAAACAGCAACAAGGCAGCAAUGGAAGCACUCAGCCUUGCUAUCGCGAAGGUGCAGUUCGUCCAAGUCUACCUCGAGGACUCUUCGAUCCCACUUCAAAUCGAUGAAUCAACCGAUGAAGCAGCGACAGCGAUUGCAACUGCAAGUCUAGCUCCACCAUCGCCGAUGGAGUCUCUACCCGCAAUUGUUGAACCGCCGACGGCUGAGCUCACCGUCUCUGCGCCUGCACUCUCAGCCAUAGAGACAUCACCAAAGCCCUCACCAAUUAGCUCACAAGCUGCUUCUUCACCCCCUGUAUCGUCGAUCAUAACCACGACGCCUGCUCGCCUGGCGCCGCGUUCUCGCCCGCAACUCACCUCCUCUAACUUUUCAUGGAUGCUAGGCGAGGACUCUGCCUCUUCGAACUUCGCUUCCGGAACUGCGCACUCGACCUUCGCUUCAGAUGAAAAGCGCCGCAUGAAAGGAAAGGGAUUCUUGUUCGGCGAUGAAGAUGAGGCGGAUAGUAGUGGAAAGGAGACGAAAGGCAAAAGAGGGAGUGUCAGCGGGAAGAGUACAGCGAAGAGCAAGGGCAAGCAUGUACCGGAGGGUGAGAUCGAAGAGGAGGUUAUCGAUCUAGACGAUGUCGGCAGAAGAGGUGUGAUCUAGGACGGGAAGUUGAUAUGUC